Molecule: messenger RNA, 1623 nt
Organism: Oikopleura dioica
Lineage: Eukaryota; Metazoa; Chordata; Appendicularia; Copelata; Oikopleuridae
Source: the annotation of a GenBank genome assembly
AUGGUUGCUCAUGAUAAUGAAGGAUUCAAUCCGCCUGAUCGAACAGAAUACACGCCCGUCGCAACGCAAAACACUGCAUCAGAAGACUCCAUCAACGGAAAUGGAUUUGGCGAGAGUGAUGUCGCCCUCAUUUCGCGCCAGAAGAAGCCCCCACAGUUCUCCAAUCUGCAGAAGUAUGGCACGCUUUUGGUACUCUUCGCGAUCAACAUGCUCAACUACAUGGACAGAUUUACAAUCGUGGGCGUUCUUGCCGCCGUAAAAAGCGAAUUCCAGAUUGACAAUAAGCGCGCCGGUCUCUUGCAGACGGCUUUUAUGAUCAGUUACAUGUGUCUCUCCCCUGUGGUAGGCUACCUGGGGGAUCGAUACAACCGAAAAGUCAUCAUCAUUUUGGGAACUCUCUUCUGGGUUUUUGCCGUUUUCUUUUCAUCCUUCAUCAAUGGCCCUGAAAACUUCUGGUGGUUCGUCAUCACCCGAUGUCUCGUCGGCAUUGGCGAGGCGAGUUACAGUUGCAUUGCGCCAACUAUCAUUACAGACAUGUUCGAGCCAGAGCGAAGAAAUAAUGCAGUUUCUUUCUUUGUCAUCGCCAUUCCUGUUGGAUCUGGCGUUGGUUUUAUUACUGGUAGUCAGAUGGUGAAUCUAGCCAAGAAAAUGGGCUGGGGAGGAUGGGAAUGGUCUCUCCGAGCGACUCCUCCUCUUGGCCUUCUUUGCGUUCUUCUUCUUUGGAUCAUCAUGCCACGAACAGUUCCCCGAGGAAGCUCAGAUGGCGUCAUGAACGAGAAAGAUACUGGUUACGCUGAAGAUCUCAAAUACUUGCUUCGCAACCGAUCCUGGUGCCGCAUUACUGCUGGUUUUAUCGGCGUUAGUUUCUCCAUCGGUGCACUCUCAUACUGGUUCCCACAGUUUAUCGCCUCUGCAUACGUCCUUCGAGGAGAAAUCAAGCCCUGCGUCACCUCUGAUUGCGAAUACUCCGAUAUCAUGUUCAAAUUCGGCCUCAUCACCACCAUUUCCGGACUUGGAGGCGUCGCCAUCGGCUUGUUUUCCUCUAACAAGUUAAAAUCGAAUCCUGAUCGACCAAAGACGGGAGAUGCGGAGAUCUGCGGAAUGGGACAAUUCGUUCUUGGGUUCUUUACAUUCAUCGCCCUCUUCAGCUGCUUGAAAAGCGCGAAUUUGACCUGGUUCUGUGGUUUUACCGCGCUCAUCGGAGGAUGCGUCAAUUGGGCGCUCAUGGUGAACAUGACGAUGGAAACUUGCGUGCCCAAACGAAGAGCCACAGCUAACGCGGUUCAGAUGUUCCUUGGACAUGCCCUAGGCGACGCUAUUUCCCCAGCUUUAAUCGGCAUCAUGGCAGAUGGCAUGACCGAAGCCCGCGGCUUUUCCGCCGAUACUGAACCAUUCCUCCUUGGCUACCACGCUCUUCAGUACAGUAUGCUCAUGUGCCCGCUUAUGUCACUCUUUGGCGGAGCCAUGUUCCUCUGGACUGGUCUUUCCAUGGUCGAAGAUCGAGAGAACGUGGAGAGGUACAUCCGAGCGGGCGGGGACGAGAGUGCCCUGAUCAGCGGGGGCUCGAGCCGAACAUCGUCCAGCAACGACAGUCAUAACAGUUCUUCAUUCCGUCGAAGGUGA